Messenger RNA from Sander lucioperca (pikeperch), 3151 nucleotides. RefSeq names its product E3 ubiquitin-protein ligase TRIM21-like. The transcript has 14 exons. The record is from RefSeq and is a predicted model, not a curated record. The coding region runs from base 471 to 2402 and encodes 643 amino acids. Gene Ontology annotation, molecular function: protein binding. NCBI's taxonomy places the organism in Eukaryota, Metazoa, Chordata, Actinopteri, Perciformes, Percidae.
UUCCACCACUGGAAUUUAGCCUACUCCUGAACUCAUUAUACAGUACAUGUUUAAAUGUUUUCAGAUAAACAUGUCAGAGAUGCUGUAUAAACUCCUGUGUAAGCUAAAAGUAUUUGGUAUACUGUAUGCAAUCCCAGUAGUAUGGCCUAUUGGGCUACUACCUUUUUAGUCAGUGCACAGGGAAAAUCAAGAUUCCUUGUCCACCUUUUUUAAACUAUACAUUAUUGUGAUUUUUUUUUUUAAAUCAUACAGUAUGUAAGCUCAACACACAUAGAUGAGUGUUGCUUAAUAACACGACAUUUUAUGUUGCAAGUCGCGAGUGGGACGAUUAAAAGAAAAGCUUUAGGAUUGUUUUGGCUGAAUCGAAACUGAAACAUGAUGAACGGAUGGAAAGAGACGAGAAAUGAAAAAGACAGAUCACUCAGAGGAGCAUCGAGGUUAGAGAGCGCAAGUUACGCAACACAUCAGACAUGAGCUUCCAGGUUUGCAACUGCUGCGGCUGGUCCAAAGUUACGACCUACCAUGGCCUGAGAACCCACCAGGGGAAGAUGGGAUGCACACCGAAGGGAAUGAGUAUCCCUGAGAGUGACCAAUUCAGAUUUAACAGUUACAUUCCUAAGUUGACCUUCAUGGGACCUCCAAUCAAAGUAGAAGAUCCUUUGAUGAAUAUCGUCACCCCUUCUUACAAGUCUGACUUUUCAUCAGACAUGAGCCUCCAGGUUUGCCACUGUGGUUGGUCCAAAAUGACGUCUUACCAUGGCCUGAGAACUCACCAGGGGAUGAUGGGAUGCACGCCAAAGGGAAUGAGGAUCCAAGAGAGUGAACAGUGCCGCUGGGGAAAUCACUGGGAAGAAUCUCCUCCAAAGGACAGUGGACCAAUUAACUGGAUUACUCCAGUCAAGAAGGAGAUUACGUCUUCAAACCUCACCACCCCAAAGAUGCCUGCAGACACAGAAACUGUACUAAAGAUGAUGAAAUCAAUGAUGGGAAAUGAACAGCAAUCUCUGCAAACGGUCACAUACUCAGACCAAACUCAUCGAGCGCUUGAUUUCGCCAAUGGUGCACAGGUACAGCCUUUGCUGAUGCCGGUGUCUCAGAUCCUCAGCACCCAAGCAAAUCCCACAGCCGCAGAAGUCACAGUGAAGCAGACCGACAAACAGCUGUUUGAAACUCCACAGCACUUCAGCACAACACAUCAAACCACCACCAACGCUCGUCGAGCGCUUGAUUUCUCCACCAGUGCGCAGCAGGUGGGGCAACUGGUCUGGGAUCUUCCAACAACCACAGUUCAGGAAACAACAGUCCCACCAAAUGACACAGAAAAGGAGAAGGAGAGAGAGAAGGAGAGGGAGAUAGAGAGGGAGGCUCACAAACGGCAAAAGGCAAGACAAGACAGGAUGAGGGCUGAUUUACAGCUGGAAAUUCAGACAAGAGAACAAAAGAUGGCUGAAGUCACAUCAUCUGUAAAAACCUGCAAGGGCAGCUUGGAUGCUGAAUGGCUGGAGAUCAACAACGUGUUCUCAGAGGUGAUGAGAGUCGUGGAGAACACACGGCAGAAAGCCCUUCAACCUCUGGACGAGAGGAGAAAGAGAGUGAAGAGAGAGGCACAAGAUCUAGUCCAGAAGCUGCAAAAUGAAAUUGACAAACUCAGAAAGACCAUUGAUGAGUUGGACAAAAAGCCAGACUUGCAGGUUUCUCCAGGCCUGAAAGAAUAUCAAGAUUGGAAAAGUGUCACUGUUGACACUUCAUUCUGCUUCGGGUCGCUAAGAACUACAACAUCAAACAUGAUGGAAGAAAUUCACUGCAAACUGGAAAAACUCUCGUCUGUUGAACUCAAGAGGAUUCCCACAUUUGCAGUGGAUGUAAAGCUGGAUCCAGCCUCUGCACACCGGUGCCUUGUUCUUUCCCCUGAUUUGAAAACAGUGAGAGAUGGAGGAAAGAACCAGAUAGUUCCUGAUGCUCCACAAAGGUUUGACACGUUCGGCAGCAUCCUGGGGCUCAACAGGUUGAACUCUGGGAAGUCGUACUGGGAGGUGGAGGUCAGCAACAAAACAGGGUGGGAUCUGGGUGUGGCAAGACGUGAUGCAAACCGCACGGGGAAACUCUCGCUGAAGCCAGAUAACGGUUACUGGGUUACGGUACAUUACGAAGAUAAAAAGUACGCAGCCCUGACAGAACCGCCCACCAGCCUCUCACUGACGGAGAAACCUCAGAAGGUGGGGGUGUUUGUGGAUUAUGAUGAAGGUCUCUUGUCCUUUUAUGAUGUGACGACUCGAUCUCACAUCUACUCGUUUACUGAGUGUUUGUUCAGCGGUGAUAUUUCCCCAUAUUUCAGUCCACAUCUUAAACAAAAUGAGAAUAACUCUCAUCCUCUGAUUAUCUCUGCUGUGAGAAAGCAGUAGUAGUUACAUAAAAUGCACGUGUUACCGGUGCACUGAAAGUUAGAAUGCACCUCUUCGAUAUGAAAUGUUUGAGUUCAGGUGUACAUGGUGUUUCAUGACAGAACCAAAGGGUUUAAUUUGGUGUUCUAGCCUAGUUACUGUAUCUAAGGUGUUUAAAGGUUGUUUACCCAAUUUUGCUCCUGUAUUUGGUUAAGGUGGUGGGUGAUUUAUUUUAUUUAUUUUUUUUACUAUUUUGUAUAGGACUGCAACUAAUGAUUAUUUUGAUGAUUCACAUGCUGAUUAUUUUCUCAAUUAAUCGGUUGUUUGGUUUGUAAACAUUCUGAUAAUGGGCAUAAAUGCCAUCACAAUUACCCAGAGCUCAAAGUGACACCUUCACACAUUUUUUUGUCAAAAGAGUAGUACAAUAUAAAUUAAAAUUAAGCUAUUCAAAUGAAAAGUAGCCCGUUUUGACAUUUGGAAGAUGGAACCAUAAAAUGUUUUUGCAUGAAAAAUGACAAACGAGUUGCCAAUUAAUUUCCGGUCAUUCGACUAAUCAAUGAAUAAACUAAUCGGGGGGGGGGGGGGGAACUUAAUUUGUGAAGUAAUUUAAGUUGUCAAAUAAUUGUAGUGGAUUAAAAAUACAAUAUUUCCCUCUGAAAUGUAGUGGAGUAGAAGUAUGAAGUGGCAGGAGAAGAAAAUACUCAAAUUAUAAGUGUCUCAAAUGUGUGCUUAAGUAUAGUACUUGAGUAAAUGUACUCAGUUACAUUUAA